CCAAGCAACCAAAACUCAAGACGAACCACACCAGAAGAAGAAGAAGAAAAGAAAACGAGUGAUGCAGAACAAGAAGAAGACAGCACCAUCCAAGCAACAGAAGAGAGUCUCAGCAAGAACAGCAGAGACCAGCACCCAACGAUCCAUCGACUCAUUCUUCAGUCCAACAACAACAGAGCCCAAAGCAAAAAAAAAAUCGACUACUAGAGACGAUCCUCAUGAAGAGAAGGAGAAGAAGAAGAAACCAACCAAGAAACGAGAUUCAACCGAGCAUCCAUCUGCAUCAAGCUCAGCAACGAAGAAGAGGAACAAGAACAACAAACAGCCAGUAUCAUCAUCAGAUCAUACGCGGCCUAUCCUCAUAGAAGACGAUCAGGAAGAAACCCCAUCACUAGAAGAGCCUCAGAAAGCUAAAGAGGGAGCCAAGCCAGACAUGGUCGAAAGUGGUAUGACUUGUCCAGUGUGCUCGAAGCUCUUGGAUUGCCAAGGAAACGUGUCUCUGGCAGAACGACAUAUCAAUCUCUGUCUCGAUCAACCCGGCCCAUCUGUUCCAAAACCUCCUCAAAGCCCUACUAGUAUCAUGCAAGAUCAGCUCGAUGUCCCAGACACGAUUGGUUUCGAAGAAGCAGAAGAAGACGAAGAAGAAGGGAGUGUCAAGUCUCUGUUAAGCGAGACAAGGAGCGACCAAGCACCAGGGCCCUCGUCGGCGAAGCCUCGGGCGACGAAAAGGAAGACGAGAGUGACGAAGCAGUCGGCCAGGAAAUCGACAGUUGAGAAAACGGAAGGAUACCGGAAGGGAGGAGCAGGGAAGAAGGCGGUCCCAUUUUACAAGCUGAUGCCGGGGACGACGAUAUCGGUGGACUGUUUCAGUCAUGGGCCCGUCCCCGGCGUCUCCGCCUACUUCCUCUCACAUGCACAUUCGGACCAUUACACUAAACUCAGCUCGAGCUGGAAACACGGCAAGAUCUAUUGCUCAAAGACGACCGCUAAUCUGGUCAAGCUCAAGCUCAGAGUCGACUCCCAUUGGAUCGUCCCGCUCGACUUCAAUACCCCUUACACUGUCGACGACGUCCGCGUCGUCUUGAUCGAUGCUAAUCAUUGUCCCGGCUCGGCUAUGUUCUUGUUCGAGGGGAUCACCAAGCCUGAUCGAAAGCCGUUCCGAUACUUGCAUUGCGGAGACUUCCGGGCCACGCCCGCUCAAUUGCGACACCCGGCAAUCCACGAGAAGGUGAUUGAUAUAUGCUAUUUGGACACGACGUAUCUGGAUCCCAAGUAUAGUUUCCCGGCACAAGACCAGGUGAUCCAAGGCUGUUGUAAAGCCAUCGGCGCAAGGGUCCUCGACGACGAUCACACUGCCACUAUGUCUUCCAAGGACAUCAAAACUCUGCAGGACAUCGGCCGAUCUAGGGCCGUCCUUAAGUCUUGGUUGCAGCCUCACUCUGCUUCCUCCUCCUCUACUACCCUGGGUCCCCUUCCCAAGAAAGAAGGUGUCCCCGAGCAGGUCGCCGGUGCUUCUGGUGAGGAGCCCAAGCAACCCAAACUUGCUAGCAUCUUUGAGCCCAAAGACCAAACAAGCACGAAUGAGAAGCGGAAGAGUUUGAUUCUGAUCGGCACCUACAGUAUUGGAAAAGAGCGGAUUGUGAUCGAGGUAGCCAAGAAGUUGGGGAGCAAGGUGUUUUGUGCGGAUGCUCGGAAGACGGGGAUCAUUGGGGCGAUCGACCGGGCGGACGAAGAGGCCGAGCUGCAGGGAUUGCUCUCCGCCGAUCCGCUCCGUGCUCAGAUCCAUCUCGUCAAUCUCUUCGCACUCAAUAAACCGGGCUUCUUGGAGGCCUAUUUGCACAAGUUUAGGCCCCGCUUUAAUCAUAUCAUUGGAAUCAAGCCCACGGGAUGGUGUUACAAACCCUCCACACCCUCCUCGAUCGCUCUCAACUCGAUCGACUUCAGCGCGUUCAUCGAGACGUUCCAAAAACAACAACAACAACCCCUACAAGAUGAUGAUGAGGUGGUGGUAGAAGGCGAAAGACGGGGGAAUAAUAGUCGUCGUAACAAUCCGGUCGGUCAGCUCAUCUUUCCGGAAAAAGUCAAGCCUGAGCUCGCCGGUCUCGUCGAGGUUUAUGGGGUGCCUUAUUCUGAACACUCCUCGUUUUUUGAGUUGAGUUGUUUUUGCAUCUCGUUUGAUUGGGUGCGGAUGAUCCCGACUGUGAAUUGCGGAAGUCCGGGCUCGCGGGCGAAGAUGAAGGGCUGGAUCGAUCGCUGGAAAAUCGAGCGCGCCCGGCGCCUCCUCCUCCUCAACAACUCUUCGUCCGCUCUCCAGAAGACUCGUCAGUCUCCCGAAACCCUUCCUCCGCCCCCCCACUCUUCUAAACUGCCGUCACCUUCUACGACUUCCUCUGAACUUGUUCUUCAUGCUUCUGCUCCGUUACUUAUCAAACCUAGAGACCAGCAUUAUUGGUAA
Puccinia graminis f. sp. tritici CRL 75-36-700-3 is the source of this 2455-nucleotide messenger RNA. RefSeq lists its product as uncharacterized. The record is from RefSeq and is a predicted model, not a curated record. Gene Ontology annotation, biological process: interstrand cross-link repair; double-strand break repair via nonhomologous end joining; protection from non-homologous end joining at telomere. Lineage: Eukaryota; Fungi; Basidiomycota; Pucciniomycetes; Pucciniales; Pucciniaceae. Gene Ontology annotation, molecular function: 5'-3' DNA exonuclease activity; damaged DNA binding. The coding region runs from base 62 to 2455 and encodes 797 amino acids. The transcript is spliced from 7 exons.